GUCAAUAUUCCAUCGGUCGAUAUAUACGAGGAAACUUUAUCGGCAUCUACUUGAUUAGGAAGCAAAUAUCUACGGACGAAUUGUCUCGAAAUGAAACCAUGUUCGUCCCUCCUCUCUUCGUGUUUACCCUCGACAACGAGAAUUUCCAUAAAAUGAAACCAUCGAUAGUAUUGUCUCGAAAUUUCGAUGAAAGACUCGAAUGCACCCAUCUUUACACGUCACCUCACCUGGUACAGAUAUAAAAGCACGUCACGGAGAUCUGUCGACUCAGUAAACGUGCAACUAACAACGAGUGAACACUCUAAUAGAAGAAAAAUAUCAUUGAGACAGUGAUUACAUCAGAUUUCAAUUAAACGUGAAACAUAAUAGAAAAGUUUUGAAAAAAAUAAUAAAGGUGCAUUAAUGAGAUCGAAAAUGUCGCUAAUCCCAAAAUUAUUUUCUCAUUGGUGGGAAACAUUGGAGCAACCACAUAGAUUGUAUGAUCAACGUUUUGGCAUGGGAAUUCAUCCGGAACAAUUUUUUGGAUCAUCCAUGUUAGAAAAAUUGGAAGGUAGAAGAUUUUCACCAUUCUCAGCGUCCUCGGCAUUUUAUAAAUAUUAUCGACCAUGGGCCGAUCUUAUUCGCGACGAGGAUAACAGUGGUUGGUCUGUUGUUAAAAAUGAUAAGGAUAAGUUUCACGUAGCUUUGGACGUUCAACAAUUCAAGCCUGAGGAAGUUAACGUCAAGAUCGUUAAUAAUUACAUCGUUAUCGAAGGCAAACACGAAGAACAACAGGACGAUCAUGGUGUCAUAUCCAGACACUUUGUCAGAAAAUAUUUGGUACCUGACCAAUGUGAUCCUGAGAAAGCAACAAGUUCUUUAUCUUCCGACGGUAUUUUGACAAUAACAGCACCUAGGAAACCAGAGGCUAUUGAAGAAAAGAAAGAACGAGUUGUUAAGAUCGAACAUACGGGGAAACCAGCGUUAGAAAACGAUGAUAAGAAGAAGACUACUUCGCAACAAUAAAAAAAAAAAAAAAAAAAAAAAAAAAAAAAAAAAAAAAAAAAAAAAAAAAAAAAAUCCUAUUCAUUCUACGUUCUUCUUCGUUCAUCUUUUCAUUGUACUCUGUUAUUAUUUUUUAUUAUCUCUUACAAUGAUCCAUUUGUUAUAAUAUAUUGUAAUAUAUAUUAAUAGAAUAUUUUUAAUUUGUUAUCCAUUCAA
Vespa velutina is the source of this 1200-nucleotide messenger RNA. Its product is annotated as protein lethal(2)essential for life-like. The coding region runs from base 403 to 1005 and encodes 200 amino acids. The transcript is spliced from 3 exons. Gene Ontology annotation, molecular function: protein folding chaperone. The record is from RefSeq and is a predicted model, not a curated record. Lineage: Eukaryota; Metazoa; Arthropoda; Insecta; Hymenoptera; Vespidae. Gene Ontology annotation, biological process: response to heat; protein refolding.